AUGAAGUACUCCUACGGCCUCCUCGCGUCUUGCUUGUAUGCAAUCGCGCGCGCGCAGUCGACAAGCACGCAGACCUGCUCGACCACCCUCGCGCCCAAGAACGCAGCGCCAUCCGUAGCAUCCGGCUGGGAUGUUAAAGUCGUAGCCACCGGCCUGACGAGCCCGCGUGGGAUCAUCUUCGACAGCAGCGGUCACCUCCUCGUCGUACAGCGAAACACGGGGAUCGUCAGCCUUCCCUUAACCGACGAUGGCGGGUCUUGUGUGAGGGCUGGAAAGCCGAUUGUUGUGAUCAAGGAUAAAACCCUCAACCAUGGAAUCGAACUCUCUAGCGACGGAAAGACCCUCUACGCGUCUUCCGCGGAUAUAGUUUACGCGUGGGACUACGAUGCGGCCAACAGCAAGAACACGUCCGAGCCCCGCCAGAUUGUCACGGGAAUGGCCACUUCGGAUCACACCACGCGUACGCUACUCGUCUCGAAGCAGGUGGAUGACUUGUUGUUGGUCAGCCGCGGCAGCACAUCGAAUCUGGAUCUUGAGGCGGAAGAUAUAAACACCGGUCGUAGCCAGAUCAAGGCUUUCAACCUCACCAACGCAACUGGCGCGUACGACUUCAACACCAAGGGGCUCCGGUUGGGAUGGGGCCUGCGCAACUCUGUUGGUGUGGCGGAGGAACCGCUUACGGGGGGUAUUUGGUCUGUUGAGAACAGCGUCGACGAGAUGGAGCGCGAUGGCAAGAACAUCCAUACGGACAACCCCGGAGAGGAGAUGAACUUCCACGGCUACCUCAAUGGCACUGAGUAUGCGCCCCAAGGCCAGAACUACGGAUACCCGUCGUGCUUCGCAGCGUGGAACGUGAGCACGAUUCCGCAGAAUGCGGGCAUCGAAGUCGGGACGCAAUUCGCGAUUGGUGAGCAGAAUAGCACCGUCAACGAUACGAUUUGCCAGAAGGAGCGCAUCCCGCCGCGAUUGACGUUCCAGGCGCACCAGGCGCCAUUGGAUCUCAAAUUCAACGCGAACGGGUCUACGGCGUUUGUCACGUUCCAUGGGAGCUGGGACCGCGCCGCCCCAGUCGGCUACAAACUCUCCGUCGUCACCUUUGCCAACGGCUCCCCCCUUGAGCCUUCUAACAGCACCACCGCCGCUGUCGAUAUCGUGGCUAACCAAGACAACUCGAAGUGCCCAGAUGCCUGCUUCCGCCCUGUCGGGCUGGCAUGGGAUAGUAAGGGCCGCCUUUUCAUGAGCUCAGAUGCUACCGGGGAGGUGUACGUGAUCACAAGGGCAGACGGCAGCGGUGCAAACGCGGUGCAGCCUUCGAGCACCACCGCGUCGCCGACCGCGACGGGUACGGCGACGGGCACGGGCGCAGCGGCUGCGAGCUCCACGAAGCCUGGUGCGGGUGUGAGAGAGAAAGUGCAGUGGUGGGUGUUUGCUGCUUGUAUGGUGCUUGGAUUGCUGGUUUAG
This is a messenger RNA of Mytilinidion resinicola, 1461 nucleotides long. RefSeq names its product soluble quino protein glucose dehydrogenase. The coding region runs from base 1 to 1461 and encodes 486 amino acids. Lineage: Eukaryota; Fungi; Ascomycota; Dothideomycetes; Mytilinidiales; Mytilinidiaceae. The transcript has 3 exons. The record is from RefSeq and is a predicted model, not a curated record.